AUGGCAGCCGCGGUGGCCCCGCGAGGUCGGCCGGGGGGCGACCCCGGCGCGCUCGAUCGCGCCGUGAAGCUGCUGCAGCGCCUGGAAGCGCAGUGCGGGGACCCCCGGUUCUCCACCAAUCCCCCCUCGCUGAGCAACCUGCUGCCCCGCAUCGCGCAGCUGCUGCGGGACGUGGCCCGGGAGCAGCGGCGCGAGCCCCGGGACCCUGCCGAGGGCCCCGGGGGCGCCGCCGACUUCCUCUGCAUCUUCCUCGCCAACCUGGAGGCCAAGGGCCGGCAGCUGGCCGCCCUGCUGCCUCCCCGGGAGCGAAAGGCCGCCAAUGACCAGCUCUUCCGGGAGGGCACCUCCCUCAGGCGACAGUUGGCCAAGCUGGCGCUGAUCUUCAACCACAUGCACGCGGAGCUCGGCGCGCUCUUCCCGGGCGGGCAGUACUGCGGCCACUUGUACCACGUCACCAAGCCUCAGGCACACGCCUUCUGGAGGGAGUUCUGCGGAGUCCGGUGUGUGAUGCCCUGGGCUGAGUUUCAGUCACUCCUGGGCACUUGCCACCCCAUGGAAUCAGGCCCCACGGCCCUGGCCUUGCGCUCCACCAUCGACAUCACCUGCAGCGGCCACGUGUCCAUCUUCGAGUUCGAUAUCUUCAGCAGGCUCUUCCAGCCCUGGCCAACGAUCCUGAGGAACUGGCAGCUCCUGGCGGUCAACCACCCGGGGUACAUGGCCUUCCUUACCUACGAGGAGGUGCAGACUCGCCUCCAGGCAUGCAGACACAAGCCAGGCAGCUACAUCUUCCGGCCCAGCUGCACGCGCCUGGGGCAGUGGGCCAUCGGGCACGUGAGCACCGACGGCAGCAUCCUGCAGACCAUCCCGACCAACAGGCCCCUGUUCCAGGUGCUUCUGGAAGGACAGAAGGACGGCUACUACCUCUAUCCAGAUGGGAGGACCCAAAACCCAGACCUCUCUGAGCUCUGCCAGAAAGAAACCCACCAGCAAAUCUUCGUCCCUGAGGAGCAACUGCGGCUCUACUGGGACAUGGACUCCACCUUCGAGCUGUGCAAAAUCUGUGCCGAGAACAACAAGGACGUGAAGAUCAAGCCCUGCGGCCACCUGCUCUGCAGCCACUGCCUGGCCACCUGGCAGCUCUCCGACAGCAAGACCUGUCCCUUCUGUCGCUGCAAGAUCAAGGGCCAAGAGUCCAUCAGCAUCAGCGCCGCAGGCCCGCCGGGUGAGGAGCCGAAAUUCCUAAAGGAAAAGUCCCCCCUCCAGCUGGUCCUGGGGGGCCAACGACCCUGCCCGGUCUGGAUGCCAGGGUACCCAGAUAUGCUGCUAAAGGGAACCCAGGACCUGGAAGGGGCUACAGAAAUAAACUGCCCAGUCCAGCCUGUGUUCUGA
Molecule: messenger RNA, 1389 nt
Organism: Sorex fumeus (smoky shrew)
Lineage: Eukaryota; Metazoa; Chordata; Mammalia; Eulipotyphla; Soricidae
Gene: CBLC
Product: Cbl proto-oncogene C
Exons: 10
Coding region: 1-1389 (462 amino acids)
Biological process (GO): negative regulation of epidermal growth factor-activated receptor activity; cell surface receptor signaling pathway
Cellular component (GO): membrane raft; plasma membrane
Molecular function (GO): phosphotyrosine residue binding; calcium ion binding; ubiquitin protein ligase activity
Source: RefSeq, a predicted model, not a curated record